Messenger RNA from Neurospora hispaniola, 4656 nucleotides. Its product is annotated as glycosyl hydrolase catalytic core-domain-containing protein. The coding region runs from base 1 to 4656 and encodes 1551 amino acids. Lineage: Eukaryota; Fungi; Ascomycota; Sordariomycetes; Sordariales; Sordariaceae. The transcript is spliced from 6 exons. Gene Ontology annotation, biological process: fungal-type cell wall polysaccharide metabolic process. Gene Ontology annotation, cellular component: fungal-type cell wall. The record is from RefSeq and is a predicted model, not a curated record.
AUGACCAGUCCUGACCACAUGAACAUCCACCAUCUCUCGGCCUGGGACAAUGUCGCUCCUCGCACAUACACCGGUCGGGUGAUUUGCUUUCCCUUUGAUGACCAUGCUCGCAAGAAUCAGUCGGAGAGCGCCCAAACUCUCUUUGACUGUCUGCGGAGCAAUCUCGAUGUCCUGGGUAAAGAGAGGCCUGACUUUGCCGGAAAACUCCAGCUCGGGGCGAACUUGACACCCAAUCACAAGGACGGGAACGUCUAUCUCCUCACGUCCUCCAGCUUUCGCAUCAAUCUGAGGCCCAAGUACCCCAAGGAGCUCGAGUCCAUGUACGGACAAGUAACUGCCCAGGACGGUGCCGACAACGUAAAGGCAAAGGGGAUCAAGUUUGAUAAGAAGUUUAUCAGCUACGACACCUUGAAGCGCUCUGGGUUCCCUGUGAAACCCUUCAUCAAUGAGGACCUGACCACCGACCUGAUGCUCGGCGCAGGAAAGCCCCCCGUCCCGGUUGUGGAGGUCGAGGUUGUCUUUCUCAACGGCGGUUUCUUCUUCAACCUGCUCAUCCACCACUCCUACUUUGACGGCAAGGCGUACCACAAGUUUCUAGAAUGCUUUGCGGCCUGUACUCGUGGAGACAAGCUUCCAAACUAUUCGACCAAUUCCAUGAUCAAGCUUCCCUACGCGCAGGAACAGUCCCUCGCCGAAAAGAAGUUCGAGGACAUCCUCCCCUUGUGUCCCGAGUUCCAGACGUGGCCAAACCACGACCUCAAAGGUCCAACGCAGCCCAUCAUGUCCGAAAUCCUCAACAGCGAGAGACCCAAGUCCUUCCAAAACGACAGCAAGAUCUUUCUCUUCAACUUUUCCAAGCUCAAGACUCUUAGUGUUGAGCUCGCCCAGCUCCUCCCCAGCACCUCCCCGCCAUCCGCCUACGCCACUCUCUGUGCUCUCCUCUGGGCACACACCCUCGUCGCCCGCGAAGUCUUUCUCAACAACUCUUCCGACCCCAGCGAACGCGCCAUCCACACCCACUUCGCCUCCCACCCUCCCUUUUUCUCUACUCCCGUCGACUGGUCCAGCACACGGCUUCUCCAAAAGUAUCCCUCCCUUUCCUCCAUCACCGCCCAGGCCUACUUUGGCAACACCAUCACCUGGGCCAUCACCACUCUUCCCGACACCUCUUUGCUCUACGACAUUGCUUCAGGAAACAAGACCUCCCUCGCCCGCGCCGCUAGCGCAAUCAGUCUCUCCAUCUCCCGCGUCGAUCCCUCCUUUCUUUAUACGCGCGAAGCUCUGCUCGACAAAGUCCCUGAUAUGCGCCUGCUCGGUCUACCGUGGGAUAGCCGCAUGCCGGCCGAGUGGGGGAUGAAUAGCUGGGCGGAUUUCGGUGCCGAUAUCGAGUGGUCGUUGCCGGGUGUUGCGAGGACUCCGGGGGUGGAAAAGGGCUGGACGCUAGCGGACGCGCAGAGGCGGGUGCAGAAGGAGGUGGGAGGGUCGGGAGGGCUGAUAUUGCCGGCUAAGAGAGCAAGGCCAGAAAUUUGGGAGUACUGGGAGUUAUCAUGGAAAAGGAGGUAUCGGACACUGAUGCCAUGGAAUGUGGAGGGAAAGAGUAUCCGUAUGGGAAUGAAAGGCGCAAUGUCGGAAGGCGUUCGUGGGCAGCUAAAGAAGUGCGUUUUGCAAACGCCCAAAUCAUCAGCCAUGACCAGCAACGAGUCCAUCAUCACCACCUCCUCCCUCUCCCUCUGGAACAACAUCGCGCCCCGCGUCUACACCUCCCGCGCCCUCUGCUUUCCCUUCUCCGCCCCCGCCCGUAACCUCCUCGACCCCCUCUCCUACACCUCCACCCUCCUCUGGUUUCUGCGCAUCCACCUCCUUCGCAUCGCCAAAGUGCGACCUGCCUUUGCCGGCAAACUUCAGCUUGGAAUCAACCUUUCGUUAGAAGAAAAGGGGGAUCUCAAGCGAGACCGUGUCUAUAAUGAUUGGCAUGUUUACUUGCGGACUUGCUCAAACUGGGAGAUUCCUUUGGGGGUGGAGUGGCCGGAUGAUGAAGACGUGAGGGGGAUGUAUGCCGGUCUGGAGGUCGAGGGAGUUCACAAGAGGGAAGUAAAGGGUUGGCCGAAGGAGUUUUUGAGUUAUGAUGAACUGAAGAGGGCGGGGUUUCCGGUUAAACCGUUUAUCAAUCCUUUGUUGACGGACUUGUCGACGUUGAAGGAGGGCGGGGAAGCGGUGCCUGUUGUUCAGGUCAGGGUAUUGUUCUUGAAAGGGGGGUUUAUUCUGAAUGUUCUGGGACAUCAUACAAUGUUUGAUGGAGGAGCUUUUACCCAGCUCUUGAACAUCCUGGCUGAGCAUACGACAAGUUUGAGUUUCGAGUGGGAGAAGGUUCCGGACAGUCAUGACUUGCGGUUGACUUUGCCGAGGAUCGAGAAGCCGUAUGAGGAGCUGAUGGCAAAGUGUCCCGAGUACAAAGAGUGGGAAGAUCACGCACCCAACGGCCCUACGCACCCCGUCUGUCCCAGUCUGCGCGACGGCGACGGCGACUCAUUGAUCGGUUCCUCAAAAAUCUUCGUCUUUACCUUUGCCAAAAUCGCCCAGCUCCAAAAGGAAUUGGCGACUCAUGGUGUAGAAGCCAGCAUCUACGAGUGUCUGUCUGGUCUCUUGUGGGCUUUGACGUACUUUUCCCGCGUCACGGCCUCCUCCACCGACCCCUCAUCAUUCGAGCAUUUCCUCCACGACCACUUCGCCGAGGAGCAGCCCGUCUUUUCUACGCCUACCGACUGGAUCGCUCGCGUCGCUGGUUUGACGUCGGCCGAUCCUAAAGUUGUUGCUUUCAAGGAACAGAUGGCCAAGGAUACGAAGGAGUAUCUGGGCAACAAGAUUACCUGGAUCAGCACCCGCCUGCCCUCGGCCUCUCUGCUAAUCGACGCAGCAAAGGACGGAGAUGUCGCUGCUCUGGCAAAGAUUGUAGCAGCCAUCAGCAAAUCCAGUACCGAUAUGGCGGAGAACAUGGAGGAGUAUCUCACCACCCGGACUAGUCUGUUCCAAGCUCUCUCCAUCUCGUCAGAUGGCCAGGACACCCCCGACAUGCGCCGCAUCGGCCUCGCGUUCGACCCCCGCCAGCCGUCCGAAUGGCAGAUGAACAGUUGGAAGAACUUUGGCGCCGACACGGAAUGGCGAUUUCCUCCUCUUCCCUGUUUCUCGUCUCCCUCCGUGAUGACCUCCAUGGUCCCUACGAAUGCCUUUUCUUCUUCAGCCUCUGCCUCUUAUAGCCACCGCGACUACUUCAAUGUGACUAAACCCGAUGCUGUCCGGCGCGUGCAAGCUCGAUAUGGUAUCAGCGGAGGACUGUGGUUGCCGGCGAGGAAGGAGCAGAAGGAGGUGUUGGUGCAGGUUAGUUUGCCGCGAGGAGCAAUGGGGGUUUUUGAGCGAUUGGUUCUGGAUGGGAAGUGGGUGGAGAGGUCUCAAUUGGCGCAUGCAGAUCCUCGUAUCAUUUCUGGUGACACGACAGCUCUGUGGCGUUCGUUGGCUUCCAUUACCCCUGACGAUAACGGACGGGAAACAGAUAAGGACCUCUUCCUUACCAGUCACUCGCUCGCCGCCAUGCUGUCCACCGUCCUCUUCAUCAGCCUCUCGGCAUUGGCCACGGCCACCACAUCUCCCAAACGCGGCUUGAUCUUCACCCCCAACAGCGACUGGCCCAAAGAUGACCUAGUCUGGAUUACGGGUCCCAACAAUCUAACCUGGUACCACAAUUACCAAUCCCUUCCGUCCUCCGAGUCCAAUUAUGCCACCCUUUCCCCGAACCAGAUUGAAUUCGUGCCGACCAUGUGGGGAGGGAACGAAAAUGACACCGACUUCUUGGGAAAUGUGACGGCCCUGAUGGGGGUUGACUUGAGCAAAGACGAAGACAGGACCAAGAGCGCCGGCGGCAAGCGCAACAUCACCCACGUCAUGACUUUCAACAAACCCGACCAGCCCUUUGACGUCGGCGGUAGCGAAAUGGAACCCCGUGUAGCUGCCAAAGCAUGGAUCAAGAACAUCAUACCGCUUCGGCGACUGGGAGUCAAGGUCGGUCUGCCGCUUGUCAAUGAGCUGCACACAAGCCAGAAUAAACGAGACGAGGGGAACAAAUCAUGGCUGGACAUGUUUUUCGCCAACUGCUCCGGGCUUCUGGACAAGGUGGAGGACGCAGAAGAGAAAGCGUGCGGGUUCGACUUUGUGCCUGUUUAUUCUUUUGGGGACUUUGAGAUGUUGAAGGACAGGGUCGGGAUGUUUGAGAAUGCCUUCCCCGGCCUCGACAUCUGGAUCACCGAAUUCGGCAUCCCCUCCGAGACCCUCGAGAACACGCAAAAGUUCUACAACCAAUCCAUCCCCUACCUCGACAGCAAGGAGAGCGUCAAGCGAUAUGCCUGGUUCGGCGCCUUUCGAAGUAUCGUAUCCAACGUCGGUCCCAAUCAAGCCUUUCUCGAUCCAUACGGAGAGUUGACAGAUAUUGGGAGCUGGUAUUUUGGUGGCAACGCAACGGGAAGAGAGGCCCUUCCGAGCGAGGACUACAAGGACGAUAAGUGCACAAAGGAGAAGCCGUGUGGAGGGGAGGAGAAUGGGGAGGGAACAUUGCGGCCGGGCAGGCUGAUUGUUCUUUGGGUCGUCGUCUCCUUUUUGUUGGUGUAA